Messenger RNA from Paramecium tetraurelia, 351 nucleotides. RefSeq lists its product as uncharacterized. Gene Ontology annotation, biological process: RNA processing; spliceosomal snRNP assembly. The record is from RefSeq and is a predicted model, not a curated record. Lineage: Eukaryota; Ciliophora; Oligohymenophorea; Peniculida; Parameciidae. The transcript has 2 exons. Gene Ontology annotation, cellular component: U4 snRNP; pICln-Sm protein complex; commitment complex. Gene Ontology annotation, molecular function: RNA binding.
AUGAAAUUAGUCAGGUUUCUGAUGAAGCUCAAGAAUGAGCAGGUCAUUGUUGAAUUAAAAAAUGGGACCGUUGUCUUAGGAACAAUCACAGGAGUGGAUGUUAGAAUGAAUACACAUUUAAGCAAAGUGAAAUUAACAUUGAAAGGAAAGAAUCCUGUGGGAUUGGAUUAAUUGACAAUAAGAGGAAACAAUAUCAGAUACUUCCAUUUGUCUGAAAAUUUGUAAAUCGACAAUCUCUUGGUGGAUGAAUCCAUUUCUAAAUCAAAGAAAGUGAAAGCAGGAAUGGAGAAAAAUGAUCCAAAUUUUAAAAGGAAGAAGAAGAAUAAAGUCACUCGUUUACCAAGAAGAUGA